Messenger RNA from Pieris macdunnoughi, 3339 nucleotides. NCBI's taxonomy places the organism in Eukaryota, Metazoa, Arthropoda, Insecta, Lepidoptera, Pieridae. The record is from the annotation of a GenBank genome assembly.
AUGAAAUUGCCGGUGCGAAAGUGUUAUUAUGUGGCAAAAGUUAGUUUCUUCUUAAUUUUAGUUUGCUUAAUAUUAAGUUUGUUCGAACAUUAUCGUGGUGGUAAAAGAACUGUUAAAGCGCAGACCGAAGAGCAAAAUGAAUUUGAAAAGCAGAUUCUGGAAGACGAGACCAGGAUUAUUCCCGAUUUGGGAGAAGGUGGUGUGGCAGCACAUUUGUUUGGUGAUGCGAAACGACUUGGGGAGGAAUCUGAGAAGCAACUGGCGAUUAAUGUGUAUUUGAGCGAUCGCAUUCCGUAUAAUCGCUCUCUAGAGGAUCAUCGUAAUCCUGCAUGUAAGCGUGUUUUAUAUGAUGCUGAGCUACCAUCUGCAUCUGUGAUAAUAAUCUUUCACAAUGAGCCAUAUUCAGUGGUUGUAAGGACUAUAUGGAGCGUUGUGAAUAGUGCAAGAAGAAACCAGCCCUGGUAUAGGAGGGUGAACUAUGUUGAUAGGAAUACAGGGGCCAAAAUGAAAAUGGGGUAUCCCGGCCAAGACCCAUCAUCACCGUUUGUAUAUUUAAAAGAAAUAAUAUUAGUUGACGAUAACUCAACAUUACCUGAACUAAAAGGUAAACUUAGUCAUUACAUACGAACCAGGAUUCCACCAGACCUGAUCAAGAUAUUACGGUUGCCUGAUCGGAUAGGAGUUACGCGCGCUCGUUUCGAGGGUAGUCGCAAAGCUACUGGUGACGUCAUGAUAUUCCUUGACUCGCAUUGCGAAGCAAAUGCCGACUGGCUUAGACCGCUCCUUCAGAGGAUAAAGAACAAGCACACAGCCGUUCUAACGCCCAUCAUUGAUAUGAUACAUCAAUCAACGUUUGAGUAUGAGACGGGGAAUGAUUUUGAGUGGCACUUUAGAUUUAACGGCAUUCCUCGCCUGGCCUUCGCUUCUAACGAAGUCGUUUCAUACAGUGUUGGCCUCACACGAGCACGUCUCGCGGGAGCUCGUUACGCGACUGGCGAUACGUUGGUCUUCUUGGACGCGCAUUGCGAAACACAAACCGACUGGCUUAGGCCCUUACUCCAACGGGUCAAGGAUGCUCCUCAUGCUGUAGUGGUACCCAUCAUUGAUGUGAUAGAGGCGGACACGUUUUACUACAGCGUUCAAGACCCGGCUGUGUUUCAGGUGGGAGGGUUCACGUUCAUGGGUCAUUUCACGUGGAUUGAUGUUCCCGAAUGGGAGAAGAAACGGCGCGGAUCAGAUAUUGCCCCUACAUGGUCUCCAACAAUGGCGGGUGGUCUUUUCGCGAUAAAUCGUCAGUAUUAUUGGGAAUUGGGAGCGUAUGAUGAGCAGAUGGCUGGAUGGGGUGGGGAAAACCUGGAAAUGUCCUUUAGGAUUUGGCAGUGCGGCGGUACCCUCGAAACAAUUCCAUGUUCACGGGUUGGACAUGUGUUCCGAUCGUUCCAUCCAUAUGGCCUGCCUGCACACACAGACACGCACGGAAUUAACACAGCCCGAAUGGCCGAUGUGUGGAUGGAUGAAUAUGCUGAAUUAUUUUAUCUCCAUCGACCAGAUUUGAGGAAUAACCCAAAAAUCGGUGACGUGACACAUAGAAAGGUGCUCCGGGAGAAGCUCAAAUGCAAGAGCUUCGCGUGGUAUCUCCAACAUGUUUAUAAGGAUAAAUUUGUGCCCGUCAGAGACGUCUUUGGAUUCGGCAGGUUCCGCAAUCCAUCCGGUCUCUGCCUGGACAGUCUCCAACGCGAGGGCGAAGGCUCUCCUCUCGGCUCUUACCCUUGUCACAACACCCUCGAAGCCACUCAGUACUUCGCUCUUUCACUGAAAGGAGAACUCAGGGACGAGGAAAGAUGCGCUGAAUUGCAAUAUAUGAGACGUGCUCCGGGCGAAAAUGAAGCCAGCAGUCGGCGUGUGCUCAUGGUCACCUGCCACGGCAAACUGAGAGGACAGAGAUGGCGCUACCUGCCCUCUAAACAGCUUCAGCACAUUGAGACUAGCCUGUGUCUGACGUCGCCGAGGGAAGCGGGCGGUGACGUCACGGCGGCCAAGUGUGUGCCGGGUGUGGAGCAGAAAUGGUCCAUAGACUAUACUGAGGAGAAUGACUUUAGACUUGACAAUAAAGGUGAACCGAGUGAACAAGAACUCAGAUUGCAGAAGUUGAGAGGGCAGAGACGCAUCUCCCGUUCUCUAUUAUCAGUGAACGAAACGGACCAACGUCGACACAGAAAGAGCAAAAAGAAGAGGAAGAAGGAUAAGUUUAUACUUAAAUUGGUGAGAAGAGCGAACGGCAGCGAGGAGCAUUUGGAGGUGGAUAUUUAUUGCAAGCAUCGAACCCUGUACCCGAAUAACAGCUUCGUGAGGGACAUCGUCAGCGCGCUCAACGAUAGGGAUAUUACGGUUAUCAACAAUGGGCGUGUGUUCGAAAAACAUCGAGUCUCACCACUCCAUGCGCAUGCGCACGCACAUAAACACAAAUCGCACAAAGAAAUCCAGCCGAAGAAAGUGAAACCGGAUGUUCAAGUGAUUAAAACGAGUAUAACCGAGAAACCGGCUCACCCGGUUAAUACCGCACCGGGCGUGGAGCGGUUGAACCAGGAUAACGAGAAGAAGAUUAUUAUUGAGGAUUUCGUGGAGAUCACUUCGAAGCCCACUCUCCACCCUAAGAGAAAACGAAAACAUCACAAGAAAAUACUACCGAUGAUUAAUAACGAUGUGUUAAAACCGAUAUCGAUUGAGGACUCGCCGUUAGAAGACACAAUGACGUUGCCACGGGCGCAUUCAGAUCCUGAACAACCGGAUGAUAUUUAUAAACGUUACGAUGAGAGCAGCGAUGACGCCGAUGAUGAAAAUAAACCGGAUACAGUUCUAUCACCAACGGAAGACGUUCGUAAAGACUUCCAAAGCGUUGAUGUGUAUGGAACAGAUCUAGGCAAAGCGUCAGAGCGAACGUCAAAAUUGACGGAAGUGACGGAUGAUAGUUUGCGGAUGAAGCCGGACGCGGGAGUGACAGAUGACAGUCUGACAUAUGUCAAAGGUGACACAAAGAGAUACAAAUUAAUGAGUGCUGAUGAUAAUUUGAUUAAAAAUUAUGAUAAACUACGCAGUGAGGAGAGCUUCGCUAAGGGGACGCAGAUACAGUCGAACGACGGUCGUCCCGUCCGUCUGGUGAUGAGAUCGAAUCUGACUUUCAACAUCGGUGAUGAGUUCUUCAACUGGAAGUUGGACGCCGAUGAUGUUGCUAAUCUUCUCGGCGAGUUGACAAUGCCGAAUAAAACCACGGAACGCCCACCAACCACCAGAACGGCUCUGCUGGACUCGUCUUCCGAGAGUUCCAGCCAAGAGGAGUGA